AUGGGCCUAACAUACAACACCUACCUCAACUCGGACGUCAUCUACGGCUGCAAGAACUGUAAGGCACACUUGGCUAACGCCCAUGACAUCAUUUCGCGGAACUUCCGCGGCCAACAUGGCAAAGCCUACCUCUUCAACACGGUCGUCAACGUCGAGACGGGCGACCCCUCGGAACGCAACAUGACGACGGGGAGGCAUGUCGUGAGGGAUAUACAGUGCCGGCAGUGCAAGGAUGUGGUGGGGUGGAAGUAUGACAGGGCGUAUGAGAGCUCGGAGAAGUACAAGGAGGGAAAGUUCAUUCUGGAGGCGGAGUUGCUUUGUAAGGUUACGUGA
This is a messenger RNA of Podospora anserina S mat+, 333 nucleotides long. RefSeq lists its product as uncharacterized. The coding region runs from base 1 to 333 and encodes 110 amino acids. The transcript is spliced from 2 exons. Gene Ontology annotation, cellular component: ubiquitin ligase complex. NCBI's taxonomy places the organism in Eukaryota, Fungi, Ascomycota, Sordariomycetes, Sordariales, Podosporaceae. The record is from RefSeq and is a predicted model, not a curated record.